Messenger RNA from Dryobates pubescens (Downy woodpecker), 2726 nucleotides. It is a transcript of the gene PDGFC, whose product is annotated as platelet derived growth factor C. The record is from RefSeq and is a predicted model, not a curated record. Gene Ontology annotation, molecular function: growth factor activity; platelet-derived growth factor receptor binding. Gene Ontology annotation, cellular component: membrane. Lineage: Eukaryota; Metazoa; Chordata; Aves; Piciformes; Picidae. The transcript is spliced from 6 exons. Gene Ontology annotation, biological process: positive regulation of protein autophosphorylation; platelet-derived growth factor receptor signaling pathway; positive regulation of phosphatidylinositol 3-kinase/protein kinase B signal transduction. Bases 229 to 1266 code for a protein of 345 amino acids.
AAAAAGCCAAAAGAAAACAAAACCUGGAGACGCAGAAAAGGGCUCUAGAAAAAAGUUUUGGAUGGGAUUAUGUGGAAACUACCCUGCAAUUCUCCGCUGCCAGAGCAGACUCAGUGCUGCCUUCUCCCCAGCGGCGCAGCCCGCGCCGGGCGCUGCUGAGAGACGCCCGGGCCUCGGUGCCGCGCCGCCAGUGCCUGCUGUGCUGGAGCCCCUCGCCCCGCCGGCCCAAUGCUCCUCCUCGGGCUGCUCCUGCUGACAUCUGCCCUGGCCGGCCGGAGGCAAGGGGCCGCCGCCGAGUCUGACCUCAGCAGCAAGUUCGUCUUCUCCGGCGCCAAGGAGCAGAACGGCGUGCAGGACCCUCAGCAUGAGAAGAUAAUCACUGUGACUACUAACGGAAGUAUUCACAGCCCCAAGUUUCCACACACAUACCCACGCAAUAUUGUACUAGUGUGGAGAUUAGUAGCAGUAGACGAGAAUGUAUGGAUACAACUUACUUUUGAUGAAAGAUUUGGGCUUGAGGACCCAGAAGAUGACAUUUGCAAGUAUGACUUUGUAGAAGUUGAAGAGCCUAGUGAUGGCACUGUUUUAGGGCGCUGGUGUGGUUCCAGUAGUGUGCCAAGCAGACAAAUCUCCAAGGGAAACCAGAUCAGAAUAAGAUUUGUGUCUGAUGAGUAUUUUCCUUCUGAACCUGGAUUCUGCAUCCAUUAUACACUUCUUAUGCCACACCACACAGAAGCACCUAGCCCAUCAUUGCUACCCCCAUCAGCUUUGCCAUUAGACGUAUUAAACAAUGCUGUUGCUGGGUUCAGCACUGUGGAAGAACUUAUCCGGUACCUUGAACCAGAUCGGUGGCAACUGGAUUUGGAAGAUUUGUACAGGCCAACGUGGCAGCUUCUUGGAAAAGCAUACAUACAUGGGAGGAAAUCAAGAGUGGUGGAUCUCAACCUCCUAAAGGAAGAAGUGCGGCUGUAUAGUUGUACUCCUCGCAACUUCUCAGUGUCACUAAGGGAGGAGCUGAAGCGAACUGACACCAUCUUCUGGCCAUUGUGUCUUCUGGUUAAACGUUGUGGUGGAAACUGUGCCUGUUGUCAUCAGAGCUGCAAUGAGUGCCAAUGUGUACCAACAAAAGUCACCAAAAAAUACCACGAGGUUCUUCAGCUGAAACCAAGGAUUGGUGUCCGCGGAUUGCAUAAAUCUUUGACAGAUGUACCCUUGGAACACCAUGAGGAGUGUGACUGUGUGUGCAAAGGCAAUACUGAAGGAUAAACAUGAUUUAAUUGUGCCAUUUUCUUUCAAAGCACAUUCAAUCAAUGGCUGAUUCUAUUAUGGGGCUUGUGCAUUAUCUCCUUCUGUAAUCUCAGUUGUUUGCUUUGGGAAUCUUCUGUCUUCAAGAUUUACAGAGAGCUCUAAAAAGGAGAAGCCAAACUGGGAUUAUAUGUUGUGUGACAGCUCUGUUUGGAGGCCCAAUGAAAGGACGGGAGAAAGGCAUCAAUGAGGGAUUUAAAAUAUACGUAUUGUCUUUGCCCCCCACAAUUUCCUUGGCAAUACAUGGAUUUAUAAUUUAGGAGUAAGAACCAACUUAGAAGGCUCACAUCAUGGAGACUUGAUCCUGCUGGCUGUCUCAUUUCUACAGCUCCAGUACAUCUAGCCUUGGUCGAAAACAUCUGAAAUCUUUCUGUGUUCCACUACUCCUCUCUACUCUAAAUUGAAGCAUUCUGUGAUGUAUAAAGUUGGGUUAAAGCAGACUGUCUUGUUCUGAAUUAAACUUAAUUUGUCUGAUGCUGGUAGGAAGGACUGGAUUUUUCCAUAUGCUCUGGUAAAGUUCCUGCCUUUCAGAAAGAAGACUGGACAAUAACGUGAGCUAAGGAAACAGAUACUGAAAAGAACAGCGUCUUUUUUCUUAAUACUAUGGCUGAUCUUUGUUUGUUUGUUAUUUUUGUAUCGUGUACAUUUUUAUACUCUUCUUUUGACAAUAUAACUAUUUGCUUUUCUAAACUUGUUAAAUAUAUCUAUUUUUACCAAAGGUAUUUAAUAUUCUUUUUUUAUUACAACCUAGAUCAAUUAUUUUUUAGUUUAUGAGACUUUAAAGCCAGGUCUACACAGAUGGAGGAACUGAGAUGUGGUUACAAUGUGGAAGAAGGAUGAUCUAUGCAGUUUGUUGCUACACAGUAGAAAAAAUACACUUUUUUAACCUGAAUGUGUAGUAAUGAUAAGCCGAGAUGUGUAGAUGAAGAUCUAAGCUUGCUAGCUCCAUAAAACUGAAAAUAUGAGACUGCAGUUUCAGAAACUGACUUUAAAAUUUCCUCUUUAUUCAGGUAGAAACAGAAUGAGCAUAGAUAGAUUCAUUCUGGUUUGUUUAAGUCUAAUUUCUUUGAUGUAGGAUGAUCUACAACAUAAGAAGCCCAGUGGCUUGCAGCCUUCGUGAUGCAUCACAGCCAUGUGAAGGCAGCCUUGCUAAUGUUGAAGUGUAUGGUUUACCUUUGACAGUUAUAGCUGUUUAUGUACUGUUCACUCACAGGAUCAUAACACUCUACAGUACAGUUUGAUGAACUAUGGUUUUGUUCUUCUGUACAUUAUAUUCUUUAACCAGUACACUUAUCCCACUCUAUGCAAAUUGAAAAGGAAACAGUAAAGUAUUUUGCUUGUAAAAUGCUUUAACAUUUUGCCUAGUUUAUUUUUUUGACUAUUGGAUUUGCAGAUUGUAAUGAAUCACCAAAUAAAGUAAU